Pelobates fuscus (common spadefoot toad) is the source of this 2088-nucleotide messenger RNA. It is a transcript of the gene TMEM129, whose product is annotated as transmembrane protein 129, E3 ubiquitin ligase. Lineage: Eukaryota; Metazoa; Chordata; Amphibia; Anura; Pelobatidae. The record is from RefSeq and is a predicted model, not a curated record. Gene Ontology annotation, cellular component: membrane; endoplasmic reticulum. The transcript has 4 exons. The coding region runs from base 97 to 1185 and encodes 362 amino acids. Gene Ontology annotation, molecular function: ubiquitin protein ligase activity. Gene Ontology annotation, biological process: protein ubiquitination.
UACAACUCCCGGCAUGCCCCGCGCCGCAGUGCCAGCUGGCCGGAAGUGUGAGUGUCCCGGUGUCGUUCCUCGUGUUCCCGGUGCCGGUGUGCGGUCAUGGAGAGCCCCGAGGUUACCUUCACUCUGGCCUACCUGGUGUUCGCCGUGUGCUUUGUGUUCACCCCCAAUGAGUUCCAGUCUAUGGGACUGACCGUGCAGAACCUGCUGUCCGGCUGGCUGGGCAGUGAGGACAUGUUCUUCAUCCACUACCAUAUCAGGAGGAGCACUGCCACCAUGCUGGCACACUGCUUCAUCCCACUGGGGUACUACAUAGGGAUGUGUAAAGCUGCUCCCGAACGAGAACUGUACAAUUUGUACACAGCCAGUGCCUCUGUGAAGGUGUUGGCUUUUUUUGCCAUCAUUGUACCCACCAUUGCUAGCAUCCUUGCUUUCUACUGGUCACGGAAGCUGUGGAGCCACCACCCAAUUGCCAAGACUCUUGCCCACUAUUCACUUCCUCAGAGCAGCUGGAGAGCCGUGGCGUCUUCAAUCAAUACAGAGUUCAGAAGAAUUGACAAGUUUGCAACAGGGGCUCCUGGAGCCAGAGUGAUUGUUACAGACACAUGGGUAAUGAAAGUGACCACUUAUACAGUGCACGUGGCCCAGCAACAAGAUAUACAUUUGACAGUGAUUGACACAAGGCUACAGGAACUCCCUUUGGAGUACAGCACCCCAACACAGUUUAUCACAAUUACAGUAGCCAGUGUUAAUCCAAACAUUUCAGCUUUUAAUAUCAGGUUGAAUUCUUCAGAAUAUGGGGAAUUGAAGGAGAAGGUUCGUGCCCCAAUCCGGAACGCAGCAAAUGUAGUCAUCCAUCAGACCCUCAGUGAUCUCUUUCUGGAAACAUUUAGAUCUGAGAUUGAAAAAAAUGGAUUUUACCAUCUUCCCAGUGAGCAGGAGCUGGAACCCUGCAUAGGCUGCAUGCAGACAAAUGCCAACAUUAAGCUUAUGAAGCGCUGUAACGCAUUUAAUGAAGGCGAGUGCCAACAGUGUUAUUGUCGGCCUAUGUGGUGCCUGACCUGUAUGGGGAAGUGGUUUGCAAGCCGCCAGGAUCAGAUUCAUCCAGAGACUUGGCUCUCCAGCUGUGCGCCAUGUCCAACUUGCCGGGCAAAGUUUUGCAUCGUAGAUGUGUGCAGAACACAGUGAUUAAAGGUCUCAGCCCUCCAUAUCUCAAUAUUUUAAAAUGGUUUGUAGUAUAACCAAAAAAGUUUUCUUGUUUUGUUUAAUUUUUUUUUUUUUUUUUUUUGCAAAACCUCCAAGUGAAUACACGGGCUUAACUUGAACAUUUAUUUUCCUUAAAGGAAAUCUUUAAGUAAAAGCUGAUUUUCUACGAGUUUUGUAACAUUUUAUCCUGAGAGAUUUGAGACAUACAUACGUGUUACUUUUCAAGUUGAACAGGAGGAUUAAUUUUCCGAUUCACUUUUAACUCCUUGUUCUGAUAUAUUUUAAAAGUUCAAAUACCAUGUGAGAGAAGAAGUGUAAUGGAAAAAUUGCUUUCCUCUACCUUAGAUUUAUGAAACUGUAUGAUGACUUCUAUAUUCUAAAUUAUUUAAAAAUAUGGAAGAUUAUGUGCUAAUGGGUGGGUUUGUUUGUAUACGUGUAUAAUUAUGUGUGUUGUGUGUUUUUGUAUAGGAGAAACUGGUGUUUAAGAGAGUUCCAUUUUACAAUAUGUAGAAACCUUUGGCUGUAGCAAAUAUAUAAUUAAUUGAAUUACCCACAAGAUAAGACCCAACACUUUAAAGAAAUGUGAUGGUUCGUGUAAACAUGGUGUUUUAAUGUUAAUUCCAAAAUAGAGGAGUUGGAAUUGAUCUCUAACUCUAAAGAGUUUGGCUUUUUACCACCUUGGCCAUUUUUCUUUAAUUAACCAGGUGACUUUACAUCAAUUUAACAUGUAAACACAUAAUGUUAAGGGUACUCACCAUUCCUGUAACAACUUAUUCUCUUUAAGAUGAGCAUCAAAUUCUAUCUUUAAAUUGUGCUAUCAGAUUUGCUAGUAACUGUAUAGAUUGGGAGAAACCCCUGUUUAAAAUUAGGCCUUCCUCCCACCUG